Mytilus californianus (California mussel) is the source of this 871-nucleotide messenger RNA. Its product is annotated as glutaredoxin-like protein C5orf63 homolog. The transcript is spliced from 3 exons. Lineage: Eukaryota; Metazoa; Mollusca; Bivalvia; Mytilida; Mytilidae. The record is from RefSeq and is a predicted model, not a curated record. The coding region runs from base 67 to 411 and encodes 114 amino acids.
UCCGGUAUAAUACCACGUGUGUUUGUUUACCAACAAACUAAAUGAGAGACACCGGACAAGGUAGUCAUGGUCAUCCUACAGAAUUUCAUCAGAUCAUGGAAUCUACUUUCAAACUCACCAGUGAUAAACAUAAGAAAGAUGAGCACAGAACAAUUACUACCAAUACUGACAUUAUAUACCAAAGAAAAUUGUUCCCUUUGUGAUGAAGCAUUAGAGGUUCUUAGACCAUACAAGCAUAAGUUUCAGCUAGAAGAGGUGGACAUAAAGAAAAAGGAAAACAAAGAUUGGUUCAAUAAAUACAGAUAUGACAUUCCUGUGUUUCAUUUUAAUGGGAAAUUUUUAAUGAAACAUAAAGUAGACUUACAAGUGUUUGAGACAGCACUUAAAGAAUAUAAAGAUACUAAUACUUGAGAUUAUAUUGUUUAAAGUACAUAAACUGUUGACCCCCCACUUGUUUAGAAUGUGUUUUGUUUUUUUCAAAUAUAAGAUGAAAAUGAUGGAGGACACUUGACUAACUAUAAGACUUUAAAAGGAUUUUUGAUGUUUUUAACUUCAAUAUUUAAGAACUUAAAAAUUUAUGGUAAGGGGACUGGUCUGUUCUUAAAUACUGUAUGUUUACCACUAAAUGUCUUUUUUGGGGGAAAAUUUGCAUGAAAUGCAAUAAAAUCCAUUUUGAUUAUGGCUUGAUAUUUAUAUCUUCCAGGGUUUAUCACUACCUUUGAGUUGUAAAAAAGUUGCGGCAGUGAUUUGAACAUUCUUAAGAUCAUAUUAAUCCAAUGUCAUGCAAUUUAUUCAUGAUAUGUUAUAUGUACUCGUGUUACAAACUGAUGUCUAUUUGAAAACUAUUUUAUUAAAAAUUACAUAAGUUAUG